Messenger RNA from Gadus morhua (Atlantic cod), 2108 nucleotides. RefSeq lists its product as uncharacterized. The record is from RefSeq and is a predicted model, not a curated record. NCBI's taxonomy places the organism in Eukaryota, Metazoa, Chordata, Actinopteri, Gadiformes, Gadidae. The transcript is spliced from 3 exons. The coding region runs from base 99 to 1808 and encodes 569 amino acids.
CCUCACAUUGGCGCGAGACAUCGCAGGGCUUGCUCCCUGGGCGAUUUUUAAACUCAGCAGGUUUACACCCUGGUGGAUAAUAUACUUUUGUGAGGAUAAUGACUGAUCUUGAAGUCCGCGGUUUCGAGGUGCCCGGGCAAAACUACACUUUACCCAGUACUGGCAAAAAAGUUAAGAAACCGAAGAAGGACCACAAGCGGAAGGACAAAAGUGGCGUAGCCAUGAAAAAAGAAGGUAGAAUCCAAAAGAAAAAGGAAAAGAAAAAAUUAAGAGAAGCAAUGAAAGGAAUGAAGGACAACAAGAAGAAAAGGAAAAAGGAUAGGGCAAUGAAAUUAGCAGUUGAAGUAGAUUUAAUUUCAACACAAGCCAACAGUGCAUUACAAGAAAGUCAGCAGUUGCCAAAAACGGAUGAAACAUUGGUGAAGAAAUUGGAAAGCUCCCGUCCACAUUGCUGUGAUCUACCAUCUCAAGACGGGUCUCCCAGUAUCCUUAGACAUCGGAAGGUCACCAAAAAGAAGAAGAAAGUAGCAUUUGAAUUGGGGUAUGGUUCCUUGGUUGCCAAAUAUCCCAAGGUUGUAGCUCCAUCCACUCAAUCGCCUGAAGUUAACGUCAGCUCCUCCAUGCAGAGUGAAGGGUCCAUGGGUUCUGACAUUUUGGUGGAAGGUGCAUUAAAUAAACAUUUUAAGACUCUGCCACAAAACAACGAUGAUUCUCAGUGCACAAGUGAUGAUAUAAACAGCCAGGAUCUUUUCAUAACCCAGAAGAGGUUCAGAGCACCAUCCCUCGACCAGUCCAGUGAGGAAAUCACAGAAGAAGGUAUUGGUAGAAUGCGUCAUGUCCAUCAAUAUGGAGAGAUGCGAGAGAAGGUUAGAGCUAAAGUACCCAAAAAACAACAGGGACACCACAGGCUGGCACUUGAAGAACCCUCCGAGCGUACAGAGAAAGCCUCAACAAGUUUCCAGAAAUUGGAGAUGAUGUUACUAGAGGAGGACAUGAGUCUCAAACCAAUAUCACGCAGGUGUAUUCCAUUACAUUCACAACCCAAACAGGAUGCUAAAACAAUACAGCCGGCACCCCUUACACCCAAAAGGAUGUCAUAUAUAGUGAACCCGAAACCAUUGAGUUUGUCUAUUGAAGUGAUGAAGUCGCCAGAAGUCCUUGUUUCCGAACCAGCCAUUCUUGAGCCACUCCCAAAUUGCAAGGUUUCUACCUCGGACACUUCCACACAGACUGAGAACUUCUUCUCCACCGAGCUCUGCAGUUACCUUAAGUUUUAUCAACAAAGUAGAUUGGAUAACAACCGAUUGGACUUACUAGCACUAGACCUAAGCCUACCUCCGAAAAUGAGAACGGACCCUGGAAAGUCCUUGUUGGACUCGGUGAAGACGUCAGCUCUCAAGGUUAAAAGUGUAGUUGGGGCGACAGGUACAAAGACAUUACCCCCUAUUCGAUCAGCGUUUAGACCUGGGAAGCAUAAGGACUUCAGUGUGCCUCCACCAAGCUCCACUCAAGUAAAAGUGAGUAAGGAAACCCUUGCCAGUCAGGCCCCUUGUACUGCUCAAGGUAAAGUUGAAACAACUCCAAGCCCCCAGUCGGAGGCAGAGCCAAAGUCUUCAGACACAACAGUGUCCAGUGAGGAAAGCAUCCGCAGUGGCAGAGCUGACCUAGUCCAGGUGAAGGCAGUCCAGAUGAGACUCAACGAGUCAUUUUUCUUCAGGUCAAAAGGAGAGGGACUUUCACCCAGACCAGAGUCACCACUGAUGAAACUCAUACAAGGCAGGGAGAAGAAAAGCAGAAAAAAGCGCUAAAGCUUUGUUACAUAUGAAUGAUUUUAUAUAUUAACAGCUACAACUUGACUGAUGCAAACAGUAUAAAGUAGCAUGGCUGAGCAUUUUUUUCAGCCAUAAGGUUUUUGCAUAUUUAUUCAGCAGUAACUGUUAGCAUGAACAUGAGGAACACAGUAUUGCAAUAGUUGUUCAUUUUAAAGUCUUUCUCAUGUGUUUAAAUCUAUAAAGUUGUUAAACUCAAUUUGUUUAUUGCAAAUAGAUUCCCAUUCUUGCAACAUUAAUACAUUUUGUGUUGAACUACAAAUAAAGUUAACUACACAC